UUCCUGGUACGUAUUUUCUGAAAACGCAAUUCCGAUAAUGAAACGCGUAGUUAUAUAAUCAGAUACGGAAUAUAAGCCAAUACAUCAUUUAAGAACCUGUUAUCUAACAGCAUUUUGAAAAAUGUACGGUUUCUUUAAAUGUUCUCAAUGCGGUCAAAAGUGGGAAAGUGCAAAGGUAUAUCCCAAAGGGAGGACAAAGUUGUAUUACGGACAGGAGUGUAAGAAGUGUAAGGUCAUGUGUCAACCGUACCGUGUUGAGGAGACCAUGUGCUCUUUGUGUGGGGAGGUGGCCAGGACGUGCGACUGCGACAAGACCCGUCACUCGGACCCCAACAAGCCGCACAGGAGCGACCUCUGUGAGAAAUGCAUGUCCGGUAAACCCUGUGACUAGCUUCCCAUUGAAUAGUGCGGUGAGAUUCGUUGACCCUUGCCAGGAACCUAUCACAUACGCAAAGCAUUGUCAACUCGUUCAGAAUGAUUUGAAUAAUAAGUUUCAGCAAACAGAUUAUGAUUGAUUUUGAUAGAAGUAAUGAUAAUGAUUAUAUUAGUAAUAUUGUUAUUAAUUUAUAGACGGUAACAUAUAAUGUAUGCAUAUAUAUAACAGUAUUCUUCGGUAUUAGACACAAUAAAAACAUAAAAUAUC
Messenger RNA from Mya arenaria, 643 nucleotides. Its product is annotated as zygote arrest protein 1-like. Gene Ontology annotation, biological process: translation. The transcript has 2 exons. Gene Ontology annotation, molecular function: mRNA base-pairing post-transcriptional repressor activity. The coding region runs from base 122 to 391 and encodes 89 amino acids. Lineage: Eukaryota; Metazoa; Mollusca; Bivalvia; Myida; Myidae. Gene Ontology annotation, cellular component: cytoplasm. The record is from RefSeq and is a predicted model, not a curated record.